GAGAACUCUAUGGUCCUCUGCUCCCCUCCCAUUGCCUCCACCCACGCACACAAACCUCUCACAUUGGUUAUGAUGAGAGGAGGGGAGGUCUUGCAGUUACACUGGCCAGGUAGGCAGGAGGAGCAUCGAGCGCAGCACUUUAAAAAGGAAGUGUUACUAAAUUUGGGGUUAAUAACUAAAAUCAAAGGUGUGUCACCUACCUAUCAAUGUCAACCUUUCCUCCCCAAGUUUGCCACAAUGCCAGAACCGGACAGGUAUCACAGAAGGGAUGAUUACCGCCAUAAAAGCAGAGACAGAGAAGACUCUUCUUACUACCCAAGGGACGACGAGCGACAAUAUGAGAGGAGAGAUGGGAGAGACCAAAGGACUGAGAGGAACCACAGGGAUAGGACUCACGCCGACAGGAACUAUUCUGAGAAGGAGAGGGAUGCCUACCCUCAUUCUGACAGCCACUACCAUGACUCUCAUCAUGGCCAAGAUCACCAGGGUCAUCCAAGACAGUAUAAUGAAAGUCCCAUGUCCUCCCUCAACCAGUAUGAGCCACCACAUGAAGAGGCAAUGUACAACUUCAGAUACAUGGCGACUUCAAGAGGAAUCUGUCAGGUAGGGGAGGCCUUCCUCAACCUGUUGAUCAUCAUCUGCGCCGGGGUUUCCCACGCUACCGCCGGGCAGUACCGUGACCUGGCCAGCCUGGGUGGCAUCUACCACUACUACUUCGGAGGUGCCAACGCCUUCACCGGAGCGGAGGCCGAGCGGGUGAAGCUGCUCGACAAACAGUUCUACGAGCUCAAGCUGCCCCCUUACAUAUUCAGCAUGGCCGCCGGUGGGGCGCUGAUGUGUUACGCCCUGGCCAUGCUGGCUCUGGGCAUCUUCCGCGUGCCGUUCCGUUGGCCGGUGGCCCUGCUGGUGGAGGCCAUCUUGAACGGGCUGAUCGGACUGGGCUACAUCCCCGCCGUGGCGUUUUACUUCAUCAAGCUUCAGGAGACCUACAACCACCCCAUUUGUAAGGAGAGGGAGAAGCUGUACAAGAGCAAAAAUCACCAAGGCUUUGAAUGUGCCUACCACGGGGCGGAUAUCGCUGGAGGCCUGUUUGGGGUGCUGGGGGUGAUCAUUUUCCCUCUUGGUGCACUGCUGGCCGUCAAGGCUUUCAGGGCAGUCAGAGAACGCAAGAAGCAGAGGGAGCUGGACAACAACCAGUUGUAGAAGGAGGUCCUGCUUGUAGACGAAGAAUACACCAAGCUAUCUGUUACUGGAAAUUUAACACACACAUGUGAUGGACAGAAUAUACUGUAUGUUAAACUACACACACUACAUUCACAUUAUACACAUAUCAUUACAAUAUUGGAGUUGGAGAACAAUCAGUUGUAAAAGGAAGUCAUUCUCCAGCACAUCUGUUUACUGUAGACAAUUGAACAAGAAAACACUGAGCAACAUAUCUGUUACUGGGAAUUUGACACUUACAGGUGAUGGACAGAAUAUGAACAUUUAACUACACACUACACAUUGCAAACCAUUACACAGUUGCUACGUUUACAAGAAACUUUUCAUUCUGAAUUAACUGAAUAAAGCUUAAUUCUGCUUUGAAAAUGUCAUGUAAACACCUCUUAAUUUGGAAUUAAAGGACAGAUCAAAGCAAACUCAACAGAGCUAUUUAAUUCUGAAUUAUUAAUUCAGAAUGAAAAACAUCAUGUAAACGUAGUGAGUUAAUGGAGUUUCAAUUUCAUAUCUGCAAUACAGUGUGAGCCACACCAUUUGUUUUGAAAGGUCAAGAAGUGGUAUUUACUCCUUAAGUCUUGUUACAAUCUUGAGGCCUAAUGAUUUUCAACUCAGUUUCUGACUACCAUUUAUGUGGAUACUGUAUCAGUUUAAAACUUAACUUAUGAACUGUGAAGACACGUAGGUUACAUGUGUGCUGAUAAUAUAUGUUUUAUAGUUUUUUAUAUGUACAAACUUUCACUUUUAAUAUUGUUAACAUGUCAUUUUUUAAAACUCUCUCUUCCAAAUGUUUUUUUUACUUUUCUUAACUCGCAUAUUGAACAUGGCAUAGCUGUACCAAAACAAUACCAUAAAGAUUUUUAUAAACUGGUUAAACACAAAUAAUCCAUUGUCUUAAACGUUUAUUUCUCUGCUAGCGGAUA
Molecule: messenger RNA, 2138 nt
Organism: Engraulis encrasicolus (European anchovy)
Lineage: Eukaryota; Metazoa; Chordata; Actinopteri; Clupeiformes; Engraulidae
Gene: marveld3
Product: MARVEL domain containing 3
Exons: 5
Coding region: 10-1203 (397 amino acids)
Cellular component (GO): membrane
Source: RefSeq, a predicted model, not a curated record